UGCAGGCUGGAAGCGCAGGAGAAGCCCCUCUUUGUGCGCGGCGAUGUUGGCGAGCGGGGUUGCGCAGGGGGAGCCUGGAGACAAAGGAUACAUCUCAGGGGUCAAGGCUGAGGAAGAACCAUCUGAAGUAUCACUGGAAAAAGCUGAGGAGCAGGUGCAGGAACGGAAACUGAGGAGUCAAGAUGGAGCAAAGAGACAAAAGGAGAGACAGACUGACACAGGGGACAAACCUUAUGAAUGCUUCAAAUGUGGAAAGAGCUUCAGGUGGCAUAGCACCCUUACAGUGCAUCAAAGAAGUCACACAGGGGACAAACCUUAUAAAUGCUUGGAGUGUGGAAUGAGCUUCAGUCAGAGUAGCCACCUUACUUCGCAUCAAAGAACGCACACAGGGGACAAACCUUACCAAUGCUUCAAGUGUAGAAAGAGCUUCAGUGACAGUAGCACCCUUACUUCACAUCAAAGAAGUCACACAGGGAACAAACCUUAUCAAUGCUUGGAGUGUGGAAAGAGCUUCAGUCAGGGUAGCCACCUUACUUCGCAUCAAAGAACGCACACAGGGGACAAACCUUAUACAUGCUUGAAGUGUGGAAAGAGCUUCAGUCAGAGUAGCACCCUUAUUUCGCAUCAAAGAACUCACACAGGAGACAAACCUUAUAAAUGCUUGGAGUGUGGAAAGAGCUUUAGUCAGAGUGGCCACCUUACUUCGCAUCAAAGAAGUCACACAGGGGACAAACCUUAUAAAUGCUUGGAGUGUGGAAAGAGCUUUAGUCAGAGUGGCCACCUUACUUCGCAUCAAAGAACUCACACAAGGGACAAACCUUAUCAAUGUUUGGAGUGUGGAAAGAGCUUCAGUGACAGUAGCACCCUUGCUUCGCAUCACAAAACUCACACAGGGGAGAAACCUUUUAAAUGCUUUAAGUGUGGAAAGAGCUUUAGUCGGAGUGACCACCUUACUUCGCAUCAAAGAACUCACACCGGGGACAAACCUUAUAAAUGCUUGGAGUGUGGAAAGAGCUUCAGCUUUAGUAGCACCCUUAGUUCGCAUCAAAGAACUCACACAGGAGACAAAUCUUAUAAAUGUUUCGAGUGUGGAAAGAGCUUCAGUGACAGUAGCACCCUUGCUUCGCAUCACAAAACUCACACAGGGGAGAAACCUUAUACAUGCUUUGAGUGUGGAAAGAGCUUCAGUUGGAGUAGUAGCCUUAUUUCGCAUCAAAGAAUUCACACAGGAGACAAACCUUAUAAAUGCUUGGAGUGUGGAAAGAGCUUUAGUCAGAGUGGCCACCUUACUUCGCAUCAAAGAACUCACACAGGAGACAAACCUUAUAAAUGCUUCGAAUGUGGAAAGAGCUUCAGUGACAGUAGCACCCUUGCUUCACAUCAAAGAAGUCACACAGGGGACAAACCUUAUCAAUGCUUGGAGUGUGGAAAGAGCUUCAGCUUUAGCAGCACCCUUACUUCGCAUCAAAGAACUCACACAGGAGACAAACCUUAUCAAUGCUUUGAGUGUGGAAAGAGCUUCACUCAGAGUAGCCACCUUACUUCGCAUCAAAGAACUCACACAGGAGACAAACCUUAUAAAUGCUUGGAGUGUGGAAAGAGCUUCAGUCACAGUGGCCACCUUACUUCGCAUCAAAGAACUCACACAGGGGACAAACCUUAUAAAUGCUUGGAGUGUGGAAAGAGCUUCAGUCGAAGUAGCCACCUUACUUCACAUCAGAAAACUCACACAGGAGACAAACCUUAUAAAUGCAUCACCUGUGGAAAAAGCUUCAGGUGCAAUAGCGCCUUUAGACGACAUCAAAGAACUCACACAGGGGACAAACCUUAUAAAUGCUUGGAGUGUGGAAAGAGCUUCAGUCAGAGUGGCCACCUUUCUUUGCAUCAAAGAACUCACACCGGGGACAAACCUUAUAAAUGCUUGGAGUGUGGAAAGAGCUUCAGUCAGAGUGGCCACCUUUCUUUGCAUCAAAGAACUCACACCGGGGACAAACCUUAUAAAUGCUUGGAGUGUGGAAAGAGCUUCAGUCAGAGUUGCCACCUCACUUCACAACACAAAACUCACACCGGAGACAAACCUUAUAAAUGUUUCAAGUAUGGAAGGAGCUUCAGUCAGAGUGGCCACCUUACUUCACAUCAGAGAACUCACACAGGGGACAAAUCUUGGGAGUUGCACUCUUGGCUCAGGAGAGAGAGAACAGAGAGAAGGAAG
Rhineura floridana is the source of this 2212-nucleotide messenger RNA. Its product is annotated as zinc finger protein 883-like. Gene Ontology annotation, biological process: regulation of transcription by RNA polymerase II. Lineage: Eukaryota; Metazoa; Chordata; Lepidosauria; Squamata; Rhineuridae. Gene Ontology annotation, molecular function: RNA polymerase II cis-regulatory region sequence-specific DNA binding; DNA-binding transcription activator activity, RNA polymerase II-specific. The transcript is spliced from 3 exons. The record is from RefSeq and is a predicted model, not a curated record. The annotation marks the transcript as partial. Gene Ontology annotation, cellular component: nucleus.